AUGUAUACCGCUGAACRGCUGCUGAACCGCCAGGUCAAAGAAACAGUUAUUCCUGAAUUCACACGCGGCGCCGGGAAAAAACGACMCAUYGUGUGKACCUCUAACAUAGCAKGGAUUUAUGUGCUGUMGGGUUUUGUGGCAGUCACAUCCUCUCUGACCAAGGCUGAGAAGAAAAAGGCCCCCGGCUGCCAGACGUCACACCAGUUUAAAACAAGGACAAAAAAAGUUGUCGGAUUUAUGUGCUGCUUGGGUUUUGUGGCAGUCACAUCCUCUCUGACCAAGCGUGAGAAGAAAAAGGCGACGGGCAGAAGAUCUCGGCAGGUGGACAAUAGUCCGGACGGAGUGUGGUCUGCCUGGGAGGAGUGGUCAGGAUGUUCUCAGAGCUGUGGAGUGGGCGUGUCACAGAGAACCAGAAAGUGUGAAGCCCCUCCCCGUCCUCCUAACUCCUCCUCUCUCCCACUCUCCUCCAAACUGGGGGGUUCAUCGUUCCUCCCAGGGAGGGCGGGGGUCCCAACCAUGGCUCUGUAUCUCCGCCAUCCGCCCCUUCUCCCCCUCAUUACUCUAGCAACCAGCCAUCCCAGUACGGGGGAGGAGGUGGGGGAGGGACGAGAGACAGCCAGCCCCCUUCUACCCCCUCACUCCCAUCAUCCAAUCAGAACCCAGGACUGUCUCUCUAUCGGGACACUCCUAUAGGAGGAGGGGCAGGAGCUGUGCCAGCGCAGUCCUCCAAUCCCACGUCUCCCCUCUAUCGCCCGGAAUUCUCAUCACCCAAUCAGGAACCAGGUUCUGUUUACCGUUCCCACCUCAUUUCCUCGCCCCCCCAUCCAGCUACAGCCAACCAGCGCA
Messenger RNA from Salvelinus sp. IW2-2015, 846 nucleotides. The record is from RefSeq and is a predicted model, not a curated record. Lineage: Eukaryota; Metazoa; Chordata; Actinopteri; Salmoniformes; Salmonidae.